This is a messenger RNA of Eremomyces bilateralis CBS 781.70, 3244 nucleotides long. Its product is annotated as DUF747-domain-containing protein. Lineage: Eukaryota; Fungi; Ascomycota; Dothideomycetes; Eremomycetales; Eremomycetaceae. The transcript has a single exon. Gene Ontology annotation, cellular component: endoplasmic reticulum membrane. Gene Ontology annotation, biological process: maintenance of protein localization in endoplasmic reticulum. The record is from RefSeq and is a predicted model, not a curated record. Bases 177 to 3071 code for a protein of 964 amino acids.
GAACAAAGGAAACCACUUCUUCUCGUACUGAUUCUCUAAUGAGUGUGAGGGCCUUGGAAUCAAGAGUCCAUAAAUCGCAUUGCCUUUGCGCUUGAAGCUACCUCAUAACCUAGUUUGGGACGCCAUGCCGCAGCAUCACCGAUCUCUCCCGCUUGCAUGCUCCACAUCCACCGAAGAUGGUGAGCAGCAUAUCAGAUGGCCAGCUUCCGACGCCCGGUCUCUCUCCAGAAACACGUUCUUCCAGCAUAGAUAGACAGCCGAAGGAUGCUUUUCAAACCCUUGAAUUCCAAUCUCUAGGUGGCAUCUCGGAAGACAGCGGCACCGCGACACCGAAUACGACAUACGUUGCGGAAAGUAUAUUAAGCCCAACCGGGGAUCCCAAAGAUGCCAGAUAUGGUUCACAUCGAUCGUCAGUCUCGGAUAACCGUCACCGAAGUAGCUCCGGCAAAGAGAGGGACAGAAUCCUGAAACUGUCACCGGCACAAUUAAAGCAACUGACGACGUCCCCAACGGCUGUUCCCCUUCGCGCGGCAACACCCAUCUCGGGAUCGGAAGAUAUCUUUGCGCUGGACGACUCUCCAACGAAAGCGGAGCCCGGAAGCUCUGGGAGAGAUGAUGAGCGACAUGCGCCGAAUAACAUGGACCCCGAAGCGAUCCCUACGAACGGAAUUUCUCUUGCCAACGGAUCGGGGGGAGACAAGAAGGCCAACAAUGGUUCUGCGGACAGGAGCAAGGAUAUGGUAGAUCCCAGAGAUGGGGAAAUAUCAGACGCAAAGAAGCAGACGAAACCUCCACGCUCGUCACGCACCUGCUCGACUCCACCCGCCUGCAGCAGGAAGCAGUCAGGAUUUCGACCUCAUGGACAGCACAGGGAGAGUCUCUCUAAGACGAGGUCGCAAAACCACGUCCCACCUUCGUUGAAUUUGAAAGAUAGCAGCAGGGUCCGGUCCGAUCAAGCCUCCGGUGGAUUGCGUACUCCUUCAUCAAGCCUCGACCCGAUUCCAUCCCCUCUACAUUCCGCUCUUCCACUGCCUCCGGUGUCCAUGCCGACAUACCUUCAACUCGAACUCUCUUCAGAGAAACCAUCACCCCUAUACAUCCACAGGUCACCGGCUACUGACUUUCCAUACGAAUCUUCUUCUGUCAAGUUCCAGCGACUUGUGAACUUCCUGCUCCUGCCUCCGAAUUUCGAGCAGGUUAUGUGGUUUGGGACCCUGGCGUGCCUCGACGCAUGGCUGUACAAUUUCACAAUCCUUCCACUUCGUUUCAUCCGGGCAGUAUGGAUUCUCACCGUUUCGUUGAUUCACAAUGCCUGGAGGCAAGUUAGGGAUCUUGGAAGGUUCAUCUACAACGGCCUGGGAAGAAUGUGGAACCGCUACAGGCACGGAUUACGACCAAGCUCAACCGUGAAACCCAACGGAUCUGCCACGUCUGUGGCUACCAAGCAAGAAGCCAGCGCCUCAGACUCGGCUCCCCAGAGAACCGUGUCCAGGGGCCGCGAACGCUCGCAAAUGCAAUUGCAGGAAGACCAGAAACGAAUUGACCGUCACUUGCGCCGGCGGCACCGGCGGGCUCGAUCCAUGCCUUCUAAGCUCCUUCCAUCCCACAAAGCGGACAUUCUGAAGGGUCUGCUGAUUUUCGUUAGCUGUGUCGUUCUACUGAGAUUCGAUGCAAGCCGGAUGUACCAUGGCAUCCGUGGGCAGGCGGCAAUGAAGCUAUAUGUGAUCUUCAAUGUGCUUGAAAUUGCAGAUCGACUACUUUCCGCCAUCGGGCAAGAUGUCAUUGAAUGUCUACUCUCGCAAGAAACCCUUGAGCGGGACAGUUACGGCAGAAGCAAGCUCAUUCGACCGUUCUUCAUGUUCUUGUUGGCAUUGUUGUACAACAUCACGCACGCUACCGCGCUAUUCUACCAGGUCAUCACGCUCAAUGUUGCGGUCAACUCAUAUUCCAACGCACUUCUAACCCUAUUAAUGUCGAACCAGUUCGUCGAGAUUAAAGGCACCGUUUUCAAGAAGCUGGAAAAGGAGAACUUAUUCCAGAUGACCUGCGCUGACGUCGUGGAGCGAUUCCAGCUGUGGCUCAUGAUGAUCAUCAUCGCGAUGCGGAACAUCGUUGAGCUUGGAGAUUUCACCAUCGGCCUGCCCGCUAUGAUGAGCAGCACCACCAGCAGCCCCACCGUGAAUACCACCACUACACCCUCUAGCAGCUCCACAAUCCUCCCCAUGAGCUUCACCAUCCUUCCGAAAUGGACGGGACAAUUCCUCGGUCCGUUCGUACUCGUACUCGGCAGCGAAAUGGUGGUCGACUGGAUCAAGCAUGCCUACAUCAACAAGUUCAACAACACCCGCCCCGAAGUCUACGGCCGAUUCCUCGACGUCCUCGCCAAAGAUUACUACUCCAACGCCUUCGCCUCGCAGAACCUCACGAAACGCCUCGGCCUCCCCGUCAUCCCCCUCGCAUGCCUCUUCAUCCGCUCCUCCCUGCAAACAUACCACAUGUUCCUCGCCACCCACAUGCCACUUCCCAUCCCUUCCCCCGUGUCCUCCAUCGCACUCGGCGCCGAGACGACGUCCACCCCCGCUCCCAUCCCCAUCCUCAUCCACCUCGACCGCAUUUUCCGACGCGCACUCGGCCGCUCGGCGUUCGGCGCCGGCGCCGGCAACGGUGGGAUGACGGAGCCGCUCGAGGGCUGGAGUACGUGGGUGGUCGACGACGUGAUCGCGCUCACGACGCUCGCGAUGGUGGUGCUGGUGUGCUGGCUCCUCCUCCUCGCCAUGAAGCUGCUGCUGGGGAUGGCGCUGCUGACAUUUUCGCGGAACCGGUAUCACGGGAUGAAAGAGCGAGAGCGGCAGUCGUACACGUAUGUGGGAGGGAAGCGGGCAGGGGGGUGGGGGAUGGUGGAGGUGGAUGAUGACAAGAGAAGGAGGAUUUAUGAGGGGGAUGAGGCGGGGUUGAAGAAGAGUAGGGAGCGGGCGAAGGAGACGGAGCAGGGGGGGAGGGAUCUGGAUAAGGGGAGCAAAGGGCUGGAUGGCGUGGACAGGUAUGCGAUGGUUGCGAAGAGGAUUUGGUAGCCGUAGAUUCCUGACACCACUCGUGUCGUCGUUGUCUGAUACUGCAUUGUGCCGGCGUUGGUGGGUGGGAUGAUUAGAGUCAUAUUCAUCGGUGAAAGGGAUUGUAGCACUUCUUUACAGAGUGGUUUGAGGCCACGAUGUUAACUAUCGCAGUUAUUCAAUUACUGUAUUCU